Messenger RNA from Capsella rubella, 732 nucleotides. RefSeq names its product phosphopantetheine adenylyltransferase. NCBI's taxonomy places the organism in Eukaryota, Viridiplantae, Streptophyta, Magnoliopsida, Brassicales, Brassicaceae. The record is from RefSeq and is a predicted model, not a curated record. The transcript is spliced from 6 exons. Gene Ontology annotation, biological process: coenzyme A biosynthetic process. Gene Ontology annotation, molecular function: dephospho-CoA kinase activity; pantetheine-phosphate adenylyltransferase activity. The coding region runs from base 84 to 614 and encodes 176 amino acids.
UCUGAGACGAACCCUUAAAUCUUCAGAGGUGCCGAUGAAGAACUGAGACUAGAAGUAAUUGAUUUAUACUCUGAUCUUCGAAAAUGGCAGCCGCGGAAGAGUCAAAGAUGUCUCCGGCGAAUUCGUUCGGUGCUGUCGUUCUCGGCGGUACGUUUGAUCGAUUACACGAUGGGCAUCGAAUGUUCCUUAAGGCGGCUGCAGAGCUGGCCAGGGAUCGGAUCGUAGUGGGAGUAUGUGAUGGUCCAAUGUUGACGAACAAGCAAUUCACUGAAAUGAUACAACCCAUUGAAGAAAGGAUGCGUAAUGUGGAGAGCUAUGUCAAGUCUAUCAAGCCUGAGCUGGUUGUACGAGCUGAACCCAUUACCGAUCCAUAUGGCCCUUCUAUCGUUGAUGAAAAUUUGGAAGCUAUUGUUGUCAGCAAAGAGACAUUACCCGGUGGCUUGUCGGUGAACAGGAAAAGAGCAGAAAGAGGGCUUUCACAACUUAAGAUUGAAGUUGUGGAAAUAGUUUCUGAUGGAUCAAGUGGAAAUAAGAUUAGUUCCAGUACUCUCAGAAAGUUGGAGGCAGAGAAAGCCGAGAAACAAAAACAACUCGCAGAAGAAAAAUCAUCAUGAACUUAUCAUAUAUAAAAACUCUCAACUUUACUUGUAAUUUAAUACUCUUUCAUAUACUCAAAAUGCUGUAAAAUUGGCUAAGACAUAUCAAUAAAGGUCCAAGCUUUGCAUUCCUUAA